AUGGAGAUUCAAAUUGUGGACGACUUAGUGACCGAGACGUCAGAGUUGCCCAACUCGCAACCGCCCACCGCUUCGCGGAAACGCGUCCGCCGCUGGCACCAUCGCGGUUUCACAGGUUGCUCAACAUGUCGCCGUCGCCAUGUCCGCUGCGAUGAGGCCUCUCCCAUUUGCAAUAACUGCACUCGUUUGGGCCUUGAGUGUGAUGGUACACAAGGGCGGACGACCUUCAAGGUCUACGGCCCAUCGCAAAGCAAGGAACCCAAGCUGCCCAAGGCCCAGCAGAGGAGACACAAGCCACUCAGUCCGGACUUAUCCGGCGAGUCUUUAGCGAAAACACUUCCCAUCAAGUGGAAGGACCUAAAGGACUCAUGGCAGGCUGUUGUAGUGUCACCGGCGACGGCAUCGCAACAACCACCACAGUCACAUGCAGAACCACAACCACCAGAACCACAACCACAAUCACAACCACAACCACAUCAACGGCGACGUCCACCUCCGAUCUGCUUUCGCUUCCAGGAACCCUUGGGCCCGGCCAACUUGGCCAAUAUGCAAUGUAGCGACGAGCGCUAUUAUACCCACUUCAUUGACCAGGUGUCCACUCUUCUAAUCAUUUACGACAACCCCAUCAAUGCGAACCCAUACCGCAGUUACUUUCCUGACUUCUCUCGCUCGUCUCCGUCCAUGGUGGGCGCCAUGCAGGCAUUGGGCGCGUUGCAUCUGGCGAAUACGUCGGUCGGGCCACAGCGAAACAAACAUUUCCAGAAGGCAAUGGGGAAAUACGGACAGGUGGUCCAGAUGUUCCGCGCGAGGUAUGCUGCGCCGAAGCGACAGCUUGGGAUGACUGACUUUGCGACCUGCCUACUGCUAUGUCUGUUCGAGAUGAUGGACUCUCAGCACCUAAACUGGGCUGUACACCUGAAAGGAGCACGCGAGAUCUACAAUCUCCUCUUCUAUCCGCAUACUGGCAGCUCCGAACGUGAAGUCCAACGAGUCGCCGAUACAAAUCACCCUCUACGAUCAUUUCUUGUAUCAUUACUAUCGUACCUUGAUGUCGCCGGUGCAUGUGCAACACCCGGGGGUACCGUGGUGGACGGCAGUUACUGGAAAACUCUCGGAGGCGGGUGGGAGUACAAUCUUGGCACUCCGAGUCUGUCGGGUAUCCACGAUGAUCCCACUCUGGUAGAGUUGCGGUCGGCAUGGUGUGGUAUGAUGGAAGUUCAAGCAGCCAUCAGCACUCUCGCCCGUGACAAGCAGUGGAUGUCCCCCGAACAGCAAGACAUGGUAUACAAGGACAUCUUCCACCGGCUUGUGGUCUGGCGUGCCAGCACUCCAAUAAGUUUGCAAAUGCUCGGAGACAUGGAGCUGGACGAUGAGAGCUUGCGCCUGUUCCCGUUCCCGGACAUGCUCGAGUACGUGGGAUGCAUCGAAGCCUACGAAAAGGCAACCUUUGUGCACCUCCACCAGGUAGGAGGAGCCGGCCGACCAGGCUGGAUCACUGAUCGAGCGUACCUGGACAUGCUCAUCACUCGCAUUUUGACUUUAAUCCGCAAGCUUUCCAAGGACGUUGGUCAGCUGGCAGUCCUGUGGCCUCUCUUCAUCGCCGGACAAGAAACAAGAAAAGAAGAAGAGCAGAAAUACGUUCGCCAGACGAUGGAAGAGCUCAAGCGGUUCGGCUUCAAGAAUGUCGACAAAGCACUCGAGCUCCUCGAAGGCGUGUGGUUCAAGCGACGUGCCUUUCCUCAGGGGUGGACCGAGACGCUCGACGAGAUUCAAUCCAACAUUCUCUUACCCUGA
Molecule: messenger RNA, 1794 nt
Organism: Penicillium maclennaniae
Lineage: Eukaryota; Fungi; Ascomycota; Eurotiomycetes; Eurotiales; Aspergillaceae
Product: Zn(II)2Cys6 transcription factor
Exons: 2
Coding region: 1-1794 (597 amino acids)
Biological process (GO): positive regulation of transcription by RNA polymerase II
Cellular component (GO): nucleus
Molecular function (GO): DNA-binding transcription factor activity, RNA polymerase II-specific; zinc ion binding; transcription cis-regulatory region binding
Source: RefSeq, a predicted model, not a curated record